Molecule: messenger RNA, 999 nt
Organism: Prorocentrum cordatum
Lineage: Eukaryota; Dinophyceae; Prorocentrales; Prorocentraceae
Source: the annotation of a GenBank genome assembly
AGUGCAAAACUGCACUCCAUUUUGGCUUAAGGCGACUAGCUCAGGCUCACGUUCUACGCCCACCGGCUCAGCUGUCACGUUCCAUCCAGACAUACUUCUUACCAAGGGCGCCCUCGAGGGCGCGAAGUUAUUCUUGGGAGCCCUUGCUUACCAUGGCACCCAGGGGCCUCUUCUUGCUUGCCGUGCUGGCGCUGCAGGCAUGGGGCGCGCUCGCGCGUGCCCAGCUGAAGCCCGCCUCGAGGGCGGGUGACGUGCUCCAGCGAGGCUCGGCGCCGGCGGGCCCGCAGCGGAACAUCUCGGAGGACCAAUGAGGCACAUACCUGAUUUCUCGAGGGUCGCCGCGGACUUUUUGUUGGAUCGGCGCUGGGCCCCCCUGGCUGCGCCUCUGUCGCCGAUCCUGGCGCGCCAGGAAGGGCGGUUCAGCGCGUAUGUAAGAAAUCCGCGCGCACCUCCUAGAAUGAAAAGUCAUAGUUAUGCCGCCAUUCGUUCUUCUAACGUCCGGAGGAAGGCACCAGAACACCAGCCGACGGCGCCAGCCUCCUCGCUGCUGCAGCGCGUGCUGGGGCGCCAGGCUGCCGCCAGGGCGGAGAGGGCCGCCGGCGCGCGCGGGGGCGCCGCCCUGGAGGACGCGGGCUCGCUGAUGCAGACCGUGGUGGAGACCAAGGGGCUGGACAUCGAGGAGCAGAAACGACGCCUGCAUAAGCACCAUUCCUUCUCGGCGGCCCGCGCGGAUUUGUCGGAUCGGCGCCGGGCCACCCCGGCGGCGCCUCCGGCGCCGCCCCUGGCGCGGUUCGCGCAGCGCCGGGGAGGGGCGUCCGCUGCCGAUCCAUGAGAUCCGCGCGGACCUCAGAGACGGUGUGUUUGUGCUGUUUUCUGCUCCUUCACUUCCGCAAGCGCCGCCCGCGCGACGAGUUCUGAUGCGGCCCGCGCGGUCGCUCCCAGCAGCGUGGAAACGGCACAGCAGCCUCUCAUGCCAGAAACAAAAGAGAGCGCCUGGCG